GUUCCCUCCACACUCUCCUUCGUUCUCCAACCCCCCUCUUCAAAGCUAGUCCCUCACCGCUACGGUUCUAGUAUAGUAGUACUUAUAGUCAACCGGCAGUGGUCGAUACACGAACGAACGGACGAACGAUGUCCUCCCUCUUCAAAUCCACCGAGUCCGCCUCGGUCCCCUCAUCGACAGGGUCCCCCGCCUUCCUUUCCCUCGCUCCCUCCUCCGCAUCCGGCGCCGCAACAUGGCUCUACACCACCGCUGCCAUCCUUGGUGCGCUCCUCAUCCUCGAGCAGACCGUCUACCGGUGGAAGAAACAACAUCUGCCGGGCGAUAACUGGACGAUUCCGAUUAUUGGCAAGUUUGCGGAUAGUAUGAAGCCGAGUAUGGAGGGGUACAAGAGGCAGUGGGCGAGCGGGGCGUUGAGUGCGCUUAGCGUUUUCAACAUCUUCAUCGUCAUGGCCUCGUCGAACGAAUACGCACGCAAGAUCUUCAACUCGCCAACUCACGCCGAGCCUUGUCUUGUGCACUCCGCCAAGCAGAUCCUGCUCCCCGAGAACUGGGUAUUCCUGACCGGCAAAGUCCACGUCGACUACCGCCGCAGUCUCAACGGCCUCUUCACCCGUAAAGCCCUCAGCAUCUACAUCCAACUCAUGGACGACAUCACGCGCGAACAUCUCCUCAAAUGGCUCUCAAACGACAUCUCCGACCCGACCCCAAAACCGAUCAUGAUGACCGUCCGCCACCUCAACAUGGUCACCUCCCUCCGCGUCUUCUGCGGCACGCAUCUCCCCGCACACGCCGCCGAAGAAAUUUCCGAAAAAUACUGGUCCAUCACUGUCGCGCUCGAGCUCGUGAACUUCCCGCUCGCGAUCCCAGGAACGAAAGUCUACCGCGCGAUCCAGGCGCGCAAGGUCGCUAUGGAAUGGCUCAUGCUCGCCGCGAACCGGUCCAAGAUCGCUAUGGCCGAAGGCAAGGAGCCCGCGUGUAUGUUGGACGAGUGGGUGAAGCAGCUUGCGGACCCGGCUUACAAGGGAAGGAAAGAGUUCAGCGACCACGAGAUGGCGAUGGUCAUCUUUUCGUUCUUGUUCGCUAGUCAGGACGCGAUGAGUUCGGGCUUGAUCUACGGGUUCCAGCAUUUGGCGGAUAUGCCGGAUGUGUUGAAGAAGGUGAAGGAGGAACAGGAGAGGGUGAGGGGUGGGGAUUAUGAGAAGCCGAUGACGUUGGAGAUGUAUGACCAGAUGGUUUAUUUGAAGGCUUUCGUGAAGGAGAGUAUGAGGGUCAAGCCGCCCGUCACCAUGGUCCCCUACAAAACGCUCAAAGCCUUCCCCAUCUCACCCUCCUACACCAUCCCCGCCAACAGCAUGGUCAUUCCCUCCACCUACCCCUCCCUGCACGACCCUGAAGUCUUCCCCGAGCCAGACCGUCUGCUCCCCGAACGCUGGCUGGACGAGAACAGCAGCGCGAACCAGAACCCGAAGAAUUAUCUCGUGUUUGGGAGCGGACCGCAUAAGUGCAUCGGCGUCGAGUAUGCGAUUAUGAAUAUUGCGUUGGCGUUGGCGGAUGCGAGUGUGAUGAUGGAGUGGAAGCAUGAGGUUACGGAGAGGAGUGAGGAGGUUGAGAUCAUCGCGACGCUCUUCCCCAAAGACGGCUGUCUGCUCACUUUCUCGCCCCUCGCCUAGACCCCGAGCCGUAUCAUAUCUCCUCUCUCUUCCCUGUCCUCUUCUCUUCGCUUCUUAUUAUACCUAUACCACUACCCCUGCAUGCGGACCUCCCAGUCCCGAACACUCUGCAUUCCUAUUCUUUCUUUAUUUUUUCUUUUCCUUGUCUGUCUCUUUUUCACUCUGCCUCUGUGCCUUUGACCCUCGUGAGAGAGGAGAGGAGAGCAAGUACGUACUUACUAGAUGGGACGUGGUCCGCGGGGCGUGAGGAGGGGCCGUGCGUCGUAAUGUUUUGUUGUGUGGAUUGUUGGUUGUGCGUGGUCGAGGUGUAUGGAAAUGGAAUGAA
Stereum hirsutum FP-91666 SS1 is the source of this 1995-nucleotide messenger RNA. Its product is annotated as C-22 sterol desaturase. The coding region runs from base 129 to 1670 and encodes 513 amino acids. The record is from RefSeq and is a predicted model, not a curated record. Gene Ontology annotation, biological process: sterol metabolic process. The transcript has 6 exons. Gene Ontology annotation, molecular function: heme binding; oxidoreductase activity, acting on paired donors, with incorporation or reduction of molecular oxygen; iron ion binding. NCBI's taxonomy places the organism in Eukaryota, Fungi, Basidiomycota, Agaricomycetes, Russulales, Stereaceae.